UUAAACGCUCCUUAAUCUUGGAGACUAUCUGUGAAAUGCAGUUCCUGUUUUUUCUCAGGUUGUUAUUUAGUUUUCUUUUCCACCAUUGAAGGAAGUCUGACUUAAAAUAGGACUGCAGACAUUAAGGCUGUAAUUGCCAUGUGGAAAGCCUGCACUCCUGCUGUUUUUCUAGGGUGGGGGUAGAUUUGUGCCUCUCCUUCAGCCCUUCAUGUGUGUCUGGACAAGUGGCGGAGAGUGACGUGACUCUCUCACACAGGGCCAGCACUGAUUCAUGCCGGGAGGCUUUCCAGCCAUGCUGAAGCAGAUCCUGUCCGACAUGUACGUGGACCCAGAGCUCCUGGCUGAGCUCAGCGAAGAGCAAAAGCAGAUAUUGUUCUUCAAGAUGAGGCAGGAACAGGUCAGAAGGUGGAAAGAAAGAGAAGCAGUAGCUACCACCCCAAAGCCAGUACUGAAGAAAGACAAUGGAAAGUCUGUGCAGUGGAAGCUCGGUGCAGAUGGUGAUAUCUGGGUAUGGAUAAUGGGAGAACACAUGCUGGAUAAACCAUAUGACCUUCUGUGUAGUGAGAUUCUUGCUGAAAGAGUGAAGCGACAGUCACUUCAGCAAGUAGAGACAGUAAGAAGAACACCAAUGGAAAAAGCUACAGAGAGUUCAGUAUCAUCUCCUCCACAGUUUCUAUCAGAGCUCCAACCUGGAUUUGAAAUACUGCAAGACAAAAAAAAUGUUGUGCAAAGAGAUGUACCAAAGAGAGUGGAAAACAUACCAGCUGUUGGAAAUCGCAGAAAUCUAGAAUGUAUUCAGGCUCCUGUGACUAAACUAAGAGAUGUGGAGCAGAUAUUGGUAGACGAUUGCUCUAAUUCAAGCAAAUAUAAUUUUCAGCAGAAUAAAGAAAUGCCAAUGAAGACGACCACCACCGAGACCAGAAUAGGAGAAGAAAUAACUUUAGAUUACCCUUCUGAAUCAAUUCAAAAGCUGGACAAAGAAGAUCCUGAUUGGCUGGAAUCUUUACGGAGGUCCAAAGCAGCAGAUGAAAGACGACGCUCCCUUGCCAAACAUGCACGAGAUGACUACAAGAGACUCUCCUUAAAAGGCAUCCGCAAGGACAAAGCAGCUGAUGUUUCUCAAACCUUUAUGAGAGAGGUGCAAAGAAAGCCACUCCCUCCACCUCUUCCACCAAAGCCUAAAAACCUUACAGCUAAAAUAACUGAUGGGAAACCAGAGAGAAAACAGAGCUUACAAAGAUCUAUCUCCAGUUCUACUCAGGAGGGUAUAGUUCGAUGGUUUAAAGAAGAGCAGAUCAAUCUCCGAGCCGGCUUUGAGAAAUCAAUGGAUCAGAUAGCACCUUGGUUUCACGGUAUUUUAACCACCAAAAAAGCAGAAGAACAUUUGGAGGGUUUGGCACCUGGAAGCUUUCUCAUCCGAGUCAGUGAAAAAAUCAAAGGCUAUGUUCUCUCCUAUUUGUCAGCCGAGGGCUGCAAACAUUUUCUGAUAGAUGCUUCUGGAGAUGCAUAUAGUUUCCUUGGUGUUGACCAACUCCAACAUUCAACAUUAGCUGACCUAGUUGAAUGUCACAAGGAUGAGCCCAUUACAUCAUUGGGGAAGGAACGUCUUCAAUACCCAUGUGGACAACAAGGACAGUUACCAGAUUAUCUUGAUCUUUUUGAGUGAUAGUCAAGUGUAGGAAAAUCAGGAAGUCCAAGCAGUUCACAUGAAUAUUAAAGUUUAUUGGAAGCUUAUGCUCUCUACAAGAAUCUGAACUGUUACUGUCAAAGCAAAUAGGUGGUAGAUAAGAAUGCAAUUCAAAGUGGGCUGGAGUUAGAUCUAUUGUGGACACAAAGGGACUUGAAAUUGAUGAUGCAUCAAUCUCCCUCAGGCUCAGCCUUAUUAUCUCCUACGGAUAUUUAGAAAAUCCAUUUACCAUAUGGAGGAAGUGUAUGGAAUGGGCAGCUGCUGACAUGGAGCCAAAACCCUUUAAUUAUUACAAUAGUCCCUUAACUGUAAAAUUAUUAUUCAAGUAUGCUUGAUAAACAAGAAAUAAAUUCAAUUAAGCAAAAAUUGGGAUCAAAAUCCUAAAGAAAGCAGCAAAAGAAUAAAACUACCAUUACAGGCAAUUGUGGUUAUGAACUUUCUUUGUUUAAACUGAAAUCUGACUGCAUGAAUUGCUGUUAAAUGAAGUUAUAAGGAACUAUUCCAAAGAGUUGACAUCUGACAUCUCUCAAUACAUUCUUGAAAGGUUUGCAUUUACAUUUAUAAUCGUUUUAUAUCUCUACACUUUACUAUAUUGUAAGCUACUCAAAGUCACUUCGAGCCACAAGAUGGGUGGCAUUUAAUGUUAAUAAAUAAAUAAAAAUGAAAUGAAAUAGUUGAGGAAAACUCCAAAUGCAGAAGUAGUUAGAAGAAUCUUCAUAACUUCAAAACCCCUGUAAGGUUGGUUUUCCUCACCAGGAAUGAGUAAUGAGUAUAAACAUGCCCAUAGUGCAUCAUAGAAUAACGGGUGCAUCAGAGCUUCCAACUGUUCACGUUUUUCUUGCUGUAUUCUCUGUAAAACAACAUCGUUGGAUAGUCACAGAGUUGUUUCAUAGGGGGUUGUUGUGUGUUCCUUUAAAAAUGAUAGUAGACAUUGCAUGGAUCAAAAAUCUUCACUGUCAGGUCUAUGGUCUAGUUUAGAAAAUGAGUCUUUGCAUACUGGCAGGGCAUGGGAGAAUCAGAUACAUUUUUGUUUUAGCAUGGAUGAAUAUAAAUUUGUAAGCAUGGGUACAAUAUGCUUUUCUUCCCUUUUUCUUUGCAUCCAAACUUACCAGGACAAAGUUUCCUUGUUUGAAGAAGCUGGUGUAUGAUGGACAAGCAUAGUAAAUAGUCAACAGAGAGAAAAGAGCCUUUAGCAACAAAUGCUCAAGUAAGGCAAAUGGAUAUUGAAAGAAGGACUGCAUCAAAAAAAUAAACAUUACAAGUGCCUCCACAUUUUAUCCUUUUCUCUGAAAAUGUUACAAAUAAAUGUUUUUGCAACAGAACAAGCAGUCCUUGCCUAUUCUAAUUGUGCUUCACUUCACUUGAAAAUAAUCUCAGCUAAACCAAGAGGAAAGCAGUUAUAAUAAAUGCAGAAGGAUUAAUACAUCGUCAAAGGCUGUUUGCAUUCUAUAUACAGAAUUUGGACAUGUCUCAACGUUUUCUAUUUUUCUAGCUAUCAAUAUUAGCAGAUUGUAAUAUUAGCAAAUGUAGAUACAUCUGGAAAAUAUACUUCUAUUUUCAUCUGUGUGUCUAUUUCAUUGAAGCCAUUUUGAGGCAUAUUUUCCAAAGUUCAAAUACAUAAAAAUGCAAACUGAAUUAGCAAGCAUUUUUAGCAAGCUAAAUUAAAAUCAGAUAUUAUAUCGGAAUAUCAUCCCUGCAGAAAUUAUAUUGGCCCCCACAUUGACACGCUUUCUUAAGGUUCAGAAGAAUCAAUGGGUCUGACGAACCCACAAUGGGAUGGAGCCCAUCAAGUGGCUUAUUUGACUGUAUGUUGUUGCCGGGAUGGGUAGGUGGGUUAUUAUUUUUAUACUGGGUUUUUACUGUUUAUAAAGAAAUAUGUUGCAGACCAGCACUUGAUAAAAUAAGCAUGAAGCCUUGGAAAAGUUAUUCAAAUACUGAUGUGAUGUGUCUUUACCUACAAAGAACAAAAAUUGUGAAAUCAUUGUAUUAUACUUAGUUUUUCACACCUGGCUUCUCCAUUUUGGCUUUCUUUUUGUAAAAUAAAUGAUGGCAUGGUGUAAUAUA
This is a messenger RNA of Pantherophis guttatus, 3751 nucleotides long. It is a transcript of the gene SH2D4A, whose product is annotated as SH2 domain containing 4A. The record is from RefSeq and is a predicted model, not a curated record. Gene Ontology annotation, molecular function: phosphatase binding. Gene Ontology annotation, cellular component: cytoplasm. NCBI's taxonomy places the organism in Eukaryota, Metazoa, Chordata, Lepidosauria, Squamata, Colubridae.